AUGGGAGCAGAUUGUUCAUGCUUAAGAGAUGACAAUGUUAACAAAGAAGAAAUGGACAUGAGAAGCAAAGCCAAGCCCACAGUAAACAGACAAGAAGCUGCGAACCCUGAAGAUGACAUAACAAAUGGCAAUGCAAGCGCCAUCAUAGAAGUAAAGAAAGAACCAGAAGAAAGCCUUGCUAUUCAUAGCGCUGCAAGAGGAUAUUUAGUGCGAAAAGAAAUCGCAGCUACUAAAAAUACUAAAGGAUUCGACCCAACAAGCAGAUAUACACUGUUCACUGACCCUUUAUCUUCAAAAAUAGCCAAAGCCGUUAAAAAAGCAGAAAAGGAAUGGGGGAAGUUUGAGCCACAAGCACCUGAAGAUGAUGGAGAAAAAAUCACUCAGCACCCUGCGUUUGAGCUUGAAGAUGGCUCUAUUUAUGAAGGAGAAUGAAAUGAACAAGGAGAAAGGCAUGGACUAGGCACAGAAAUUAGUCCCGAUGGCGCUAAAUAUAUAGGGUAUUUCAAAAAUAAUGAAAAAUCUGGAAAUGGGAGACUUAUUCAGGCUGAUGGAGAAGUUUAUCAAGGAGAAUUCAAAAAAGGAAGACCAAAUGGAGUAGGAACCAUGCAAAAAACUGACGGGUCAAGAUAUGAAGGAAGCUUCAAAAAUGGCGCUUAUCAUGGAAAAGGAAAAGAAGAGUAUGAUGAUGGGGUAAGCUAUAAAGGAGAAUACAAAAAUGGGCAGAAAGAUGGAAAAGGAAUCAUUAAUUGGCCAAAUGGAAGCAAGUAUGAAGGACAAUUUAAAGCUGGCGAUAUCGAAGGAUAUGGAGUGUUUGUCUGGGCAGAAGGGAAAAAAUAUACCGGGAAUUGGGUAUGCUUAAUUUAUAUAAAUAAAUAAUUUAAAAUAUGAACAGUCUGCGUUUUUAUAUUUAAAAUAAUAUUUUGAUGUUAAUGAAAGCUUCUUUAAAUGAGAAUAAAUAACAAAAUGCAUGGACAAGGAGCAUUUGAAUGGCCAGAUGGGAGAAAAUAUGAAGGAGAAUAUCAAAAUGAUCUGAAACAUGGACAUGGUGUUUUAAGUUGGCCAGACGGAAAAACUUAUGACGGAGAGUUCAAAGAAGGAAAACAGGACGGAGAAGGGGUUCUCACAUUUGAAAAUAAAAAUACGAAAAAAACGGAAAUAAGAAGAGGAAUUUGGAAGAAAGGAAACAGGGUAGAGUGGAUUAAAGAUAAAAAGAAAUCAAAAGAAUAA
Blepharisma stoltei is the source of this 1227-nucleotide messenger RNA. The record is from the annotation of a GenBank genome assembly. Lineage: Eukaryota; Ciliophora; Heterotrichea; Heterotrichida; Blepharismidae.